UUAGUUAGUGGAUUCUUUUUUCAGGGCAUAGGUAUUGGAAUCUGUUUCUCUCAGUUCAAUGUUUUCAUGAGUCGUUUACAAAACAGCCCCCUUGCUAUCGGUCUCUUCCAUGGGAGCUGGGGGUUGGGUGCCUCGACGUCUCCUCUUAUUGCUACUGGUUUAGUGGAAGCUGGAAUUAAAUGGAAUAUGUUCUAUCUUAUACUUCUUGGGUUUCUGAUCUUCAAUAUUGCCAACUGUUAUUUGGCUUUCGUUCACUGGGAAAGUUCUUUGACACCCUGGGAUCCCAAAGUUAAGAAGACCGAUGAAAUAGAAGAAAACCUUUCAAAAUUAGACGGGUUGAUGGCGGAAGCUGUAAGAACCAAAAUGACCUGUUGGGCAUCUUUGUUUGUGUUUUGUUAUCAAGGUGCUGAAGUUUCGUUUGGAGGCUGGUUAACUACCUAUCUACGUGAUUAUAGAAUGUUUACAUCCACUUCCAUUUCAUACGUUGCUACAUGUUAUUGGUUUGGAAUCACAUUAAGUAGAUUGGUAGUUACUACUUUUAUUCACAGAAAGAUAGGAAUUCCCAGAGCAAAUUUUUUAUUGGCUACUCUUGCUAUCGUUUUUGUUCUCUUGACUUGGUUAAUUGAUAAUUUGAUCUCUGAGAUUGUUACCAUAUUUAUCAGUGGGAUAUGUAUUGGGCCUAUCUAUCCAUUAAUGAUUAGUCAUGUUAUUCAGGGAAAUUUAUUGCCUGAUAGAAUACAGAUAAUUUCAAUGACAAUUUCAUCAGCCUUUGGAUAUUCUGGUGGUGCAGUUUUUCCAUUUCUUAUUGGGUUGAUUUCUCAA
This is a messenger RNA of Scheffersomyces stipitis CBS 6054, 822 nucleotides long. Its product is annotated as MFS transporter. The annotation marks the transcript as partial. Lineage: Eukaryota; Fungi; Ascomycota; Pichiomycetes; Serinales; Debaryomycetaceae. Gene Ontology annotation, cellular component: membrane. The transcript has a single exon. Gene Ontology annotation, biological process: transmembrane transport. Gene Ontology annotation, molecular function: transmembrane transporter activity. The record is from RefSeq and is a predicted model, not a curated record.